UGUGUUUUGACCCUGCCCACGCACCAUAGCUAGCCAAAACAGAAAAUGGCGUCAGCUGAGUCCCAGCCGCGGUUUGGCCAGUCUGUCAAAGGCUUACUAUCCGAUAAAGUGGGCUCCUGUAGCGGGGAUGUGAUUGCACUGACCCGUCAAGUGCUGAAGGGCUCCCGGAGUCAGGAGCUCCUUGGUCAAGCAGCAAGAAAUAUGGUCAUUCAGGAGGACGCCAUCCUGCAUUCUGAGGAUAGUCUGAGAAAGAUGUCCAUCAUCACCACACACUUGCAGUACCAGCAGGAGGCCAUCCAGAAGAAUGUGGAGCACUCGAAAAACCUCCAGGACCAGCUGAGACACCUGCUAAAGUGAGCAGCAGAGGACCCCCCCCCCACAACACCCUCAGACCCUGUGUCAACCACCAGGGGCUCAGCACUCAGCAGGAGGGUUUAAUGAGGGAUGAUCGGCCAUCUUUUUUACCUUGUGACACACUGGUGUUCCGUGCAGCGGGGACAGGAAGUGAUGCGCUGCUCUGGGAUGCAAGGACCUUUUUCUAUUGAGUUAUGUUAAAUGGUUUGAUUAAUUUAUGAAAUAUCUUGUCUGUAUCAUCUUGUCUCUGCGGAAUACUGCUCUGGGAAUCAAGUCAAACAGCAAAUAACUGUGUGAGUGGUCAAAUGCAAACGUGAAGACCAGGUGGAAUCUGAAGAGAGCUUUAUGAAAGCAUAACUCCUCUAAUAAAUGCGUAUGAAACGCAGUCAGCACGUUUUCAAUGAGUGAAGAGAUUAGCUAGGCCUUGAAGCAUAGGUCAUAUUCUCAACCACACACACACACACACACACACACACACACACACACACACACACACACACACACAGUAUUUUCUGUUGACACACACACAAUCUUAUAUACAAAUGUGCUCAAUGCCAAACACAAUAAUCAGUCGUUGCAACAAUCCUCGAUUAUGCCGCACGUUUUAUUAAAGCAUGUGAUGGGCUAUGUGGGAUAUUUCUGCAAUUUUAUGCAGUUAUAUUGCAGGAACUUGCAAAAACUGCUGGUUGAUGAAAAAGAGACUGUUUGUCUUGUCACAUGAUUAUAUCACUUCACAACGUUCCCAUGGCAACAGGGGAAACAAACGGCUGCUCUCAAGUGAAGUAAACGCAACAUUUUUCAACUUUCUGCUGAGAUAUUUGUGACUUUUUUGCAACAAAAAUGCUGGAUUAUGAAAUCAUGCAAGCCCCGCGUUAUUUUACGUGGAAAUCGGCAAUUGAUGCGACGAAAGUGCGGCGUAUUU
This is a messenger RNA of Etheostoma spectabile (orangethroat darter), 1276 nucleotides long. RefSeq names its product BLOC-1 related complex subunit 7 (gene borcs7). The record is from RefSeq and is a predicted model, not a curated record. The transcript is spliced from 5 exons. The coding region runs from base 46 to 357 and encodes 103 amino acids. Gene Ontology annotation, cellular component: BORC complex. Lineage: Eukaryota; Metazoa; Chordata; Actinopteri; Perciformes; Percidae.